CUAAAAGCGUCAUGUGUAUGUGGUGGGUUUUAUAACCAGUAGGCCUAUUGUUAAACCGGUAUUCCAAUUUUGACAUUGCAGUUGUUUGUUUAGUAGGCUGCAUCACAGACUUCCAAUAGACAUGGGCCCAAUUCCGAAAGUCAAAUCUCCUAACCUUUAUGCCCCCUUUCCUUAACCUUUGUGGAAAACGUUAUCGGGUCCAGGCAAGAUGAAAAGGUGCUUCCUUUCGAACAUAGGAAAAGACAGCACUGUUUAAAAUGAAUUAGACUCUAUUUUUCCUAACCGACGUCAUUGCGCGACGGCGACUAUUGCUGACAUCUAGCGACUACAUAUUUUUUUCCUAAUUAAAAAUAUAAAAACUCAAACCUUUGUGAUGAGAUACACUGUAUAUAACUGACUCCACUGUAUUUGUACUGUAGAAACGCCACACGUCUGCGUAAAGGACGAUCCUUCUGGACCCAUCACCUUCCAGCACAUCUCGGAGAGACAACUUGUGGAAGCAUGUCCGCCAUGGUACGUCUGAGGCUGCUGCCCAGCGCCAAGUGCCUGUACACCCAGCCCGUCCGGGUUGUGGUGGACGGCCUGCGCUCGUCCCAGGUGGUCACCGUGAAGGCCAGGGCCACCGACGAGAAGGGGGUGCUGUUCCACGCCUCCGCCGUCUACAGGGCCGACGCGGGCGGGGCCGUGGACCUCGGCAGGGAACCCUCACUGGGCGGGAGCUACACGGGCUUGGAGCCCAUGGGUCUGCUGUGGUCCCUGAGGGCCGACGCCCUCCACACCAAGUUCUGCAAGAGCGACUCCCGGAGUCCCCACGUAGUCAGGUUCUCCGUGCACGAUGGAGAGGCGGGAGCAGGCCCCCUGUUGGCCGAGGCGACCAAUGAGAGGCGUCUGCUGGCGGAUGGGGUCGAACGGCAACCAAUCAAAGAGGGGAACAUCCGGGGAGUUCUCUUUGUGCCCCCUGGAGAUGGCCCCUUCCCUGCUGUCUUGGACCUCUACACAUUUGGCGGUGGGCUGACUGAGAGACGAGCCUCUCUCCUGGCCAACUGUGGCCUCAUGGUUCUGACCCUUGCGCUGUACGGCUAUGACGACCAGCCCAAGAAGGUCGCAAAGCUUCACUUGGACCACUUUGAGGAGGCAAUACAGUUGUUAAGGAAGCAUCCAAAGGCCAUGGAUUCGGGCGUUGGCUUAAUAUCAUUAUCCAAGAGCGGAGAUCUGGCAAUUUCCAUCGCCACGCACCUCCCAAACGUUAAAGCCACCGCGUGGAUAAACGGCUGCUGCUCCAACGUCGUGAUGCCCCUCUACUACAGAGGGAGUCAAAUACACUCGGCGCUGAUGUACGACCUCCGUCGUGUUACGGUCACCGAGUCUGGGGCUUACAACGUAAAGCACGGCUUUAACGACCCUCUGGCUCCGGAGAACAAGGAAUCGCUGAUCCCCAUCGAACGAGCCACAGGGCGCUUCCUCUUCGUGGCCGCCGAGGACGACCUCAACUGGGACAGUUGUCUUUAUCUCAACCAGCUGACGGAGAGGCUGAGACGUCAGGGGAAGGAUAACUUUGAGAAGGUGGUGUACCCAGGAGCGGGGCACUAUCUGGAGCCACCCUUCGGGCCGUACUGCCCGUCCAGCUUCCACGGGGGGGUGGGGGCGCCGGUCGCCUGGGGCGGGGAACCCAAGGCCCACGCGACGGCUGAGGUGCACCUGUGGAACAAGAUCCAAGAGUUCUUCAGAACGCACCUGGUCCCAGAGGCUGGGGCAGCCAAAGCUAGGUUAUAGGAGGCUGCAGCAUCCUAUAACCUUAAGCUCCAGAGUAGAAAGAUCAAUGACUGUAAUGAUUUGUGCCUCCUUGUUUUGACAUGAAACUAUGAGUCUUGUUUGUUGAAUUGCCAUAUCACACAAA
Gadus macrocephalus (Pacific cod) is the source of this 1897-nucleotide messenger RNA. Its product is annotated as acyl-coenzyme A thioesterase 1-like. The coding region runs from base 502 to 1773 and encodes 423 amino acids. NCBI's taxonomy places the organism in Eukaryota, Metazoa, Chordata, Actinopteri, Gadiformes, Gadidae. The transcript has 3 exons. Gene Ontology annotation, biological process: acyl-CoA metabolic process; fatty acid metabolic process. The record is from RefSeq and is a predicted model, not a curated record. Gene Ontology annotation, molecular function: fatty acyl-CoA hydrolase activity.